Dissoconium aciculare CBS 342.82 is the source of this 1077-nucleotide messenger RNA. RefSeq names its product ankyrin. Gene Ontology annotation, molecular function: protein binding. Gene Ontology annotation, cellular component: nucleus; cytoplasm. Bases 123 to 1040 code for a protein of 305 amino acids. The transcript is spliced from 2 exons. NCBI's taxonomy places the organism in Eukaryota, Fungi, Ascomycota, Dothideomycetes, Mycosphaerellales, Dissoconiaceae. The record is from RefSeq and is a predicted model, not a curated record.
AUUCUCCGGCCUGCACAAGGCCAUAGUUAUUCUGUGCUUCUACGACUUGUCCUAGGAAGUGCAGGCUACAACAUCGUUGAAAAUCACGGAAGCGGAGAAUCUGCGCAAUCGAUACGAUUACGAUGAGUCACACUGCCCAUCACGAACCCAUUGUCUGGAACGGCAUCGUGUUUGAACAGCUCGAUCCUCCCCAGAAAUACCAAGUCAAUCCAUUCCCCAUUAUUCUCGAGGCCAAGGAGUAUUGUGAAGCUGGCGAUGUGACAAGGACCCUCGAUGCCGUUGAACGAGGCCUUACGGUCGAAGCCCUUUCUAUCGUCGACCUCUAUCCCGUUUUCCUUCUCGCCUGCCGGACCGGACCUGCUGCGCUGGUGAGCGAACUGCUUGUCCGUGGCUUCGAACCGACAUUGUUAGCAGCCCGAGAAGCGAUAAAUGGCAAGAAUGUGGAGAUUUUGGGAUUGCUCAAAUAUAAAGGAUGGGAUCAUCUCGGUCAAUCGACAAAGGAGACUGUGCCUGGCCCACUAUAUCUUGCAGUCUCGAAAGAGGAUGCCGACCGCGACGUCGUACAAUGGUUUCUCGACAAUGGCGCGGAUCCUGAUCGUCGCUGUCUGAUAGACAAGACAGCGCUCAGCUAUGCUGUGAGCCACGCACCCCUCGACAUCAUCGAGCUCCUGAUCGAGCAUGUGCAUCGCCCCCAGCAUGGCGAAUUAUUACAUUCUGUGGCUUUUCGCCCAACCAGCAUGGGCGACCAUGCAGCGCUUAUAGAGCUUUUGCUUCGCCGUACACCUUUCGGAGUAAACAGCUUGAUUUAUGGCGGAGACGUCUACUCCCGUGCAUUGAUUGCGUAUACAGGUGCAGGAACGCCACUUCAUUUUGCCGCCCUCAACGACAGGCCUGAGGUGGCCAGUGCCCUGAUCAAUGCCGGAGCAAAUCCAGCUAUCUUGGACGAUAAAGGGGAUUGCCCGAUUGACAUCGCCCGCAGACAGAAUUACGGGGCGGUAAUCGAGGUUCUAUUACGCGCUGAGAAUCAAGAGCGAAUUUAAAGACAAAUAGCUCUUGAAAUAUACAUGGAUUCCAGAG